Cylindrotheca closterium is the source of this 801-nucleotide messenger RNA. The record is from the annotation of a GenBank genome assembly. NCBI's taxonomy places the organism in Eukaryota, Bacillariophyta, Bacillariophyceae, Bacillariales, Bacillariaceae.
AUGAGAACAUUGUUGCUACGCUCUGCUACUGCAAUUGUCACUACUUCCUUCCUGGCGAUACCCAUUACGGCGUUUCAUCGCUCUCAUCAAUUGGCCAACAACAACUCACAAACAACAACAACACCCCAUAAUAAGAACAAUAACAAUAUCUCGGCCUUGAAAAUGUCAACUCCCACGUCGUAUCCCGAACUGGUCGUCUAUGACAUGGAUGCCUGUCUUUGGGACCAAGAAAUGUAUACCAUGAGUUCCUUGCCAUCCAAGAAAAUCAUGGGGGAUCUGAAUGGAAGAGGAGAAGGAGUCAUUGGCGUCAUGAGUGGCCGUGACCAGAUUUCCUUGCACCAAGGAUCCUUGCUGAGCUUGCAGGAACACCACGACAAGAAAUAUCCCGGAAUGAAGAUUGCCAUGGCUUCGUCCGCAGAUACGCCCUUUGCCGAAAAGGUCGGCAGAGCCUCGUUGCAAAUGCUCGAGGUGGUCCCUGGAGUGACGGUCUGGGAUUUGUGCAUGCGAGAUUGGAAUGGCCAGGACGUCAAUCAAAUUGGUCGUCAACCACCUCUCUCCAGCAACAAAGCGGCCACGCAUUUUCCAUUUUUGCGCAAACUGACUGGUGUGAGAUACGAUCGAAUGCUCUUUUUUGACGACUGCAAUUGGGGGGAUCAUUGUGGCAUGGUCGAACGUGGCUGCAAAGAAGAGGAUUCCGAUGUGGGUCCCGUGACGGUCCGAACUCCAAGAGGUUUGGGAGAAAAGGAAUGGUACCAAGGAUUGGAAAAGUAUGCCGCUCGUAUUGCUAAUGAUGGGACUUAA